CACAGAGACAGACAAAGAGACACAGAGACAGUUUGAAACUCAAAACUGACAUAACGUAUUCUUUCAUAACGUUAUAGUCUUCUGUGAUAUAAACCUGGAGAACAGCAGCAGACGUUUGAACACUGGAACAUCUUCCUGAACUGUUGGACGGAUUUCGUUCAGGAUUUAUGGUCAACAUUUACAGAAAUGACAAUCAUUCUUCCUCCAUAAAGGAUCUUUGUCUGCACGGAUUACAAACUUCAGAUCUUUCUGGAAUCUGCAGAGUUUAUCUUCACAUUGAAGGACACAGAGGAGAGAGGACACAGAGAGGACAGAGGAUAGAGAGGACGGAAGAUAGAGAGGACAAAGGACAGAGGAUAAACAGGACAGAGGAUAAAGAGGACAGAGGACAGAGGUCACCAUGGGCUGUAACAUGUGUCUGGUGAAACGUCCAGAGGAUCAGUACAGGAUCAUGUUCCAGCAGAAAGGACGGAGUGACUCCCUGCGGCCGAUGGACAGACAUGGAAACAUAAAGGUCCGAGGACGGAGACCCUCUCAGCUCCCGCUGGACAGACCACAAAUCUCCCAGCAGCCUUUGCAGCAGCUGGGGUCGUCCCGCAGGAGUCACAGGAGGAAAGGAACUUUAGCGUGCAGCGCUAAUGCUAAUGGCAGCGGCUCUGUCUGCUCUGUUGCCAUGGUAGCGAUCCCCGACUGUGUUGACAACGCCACGCAGACAGACAUCAGCUUCCAGAACACCAGAGGUCAUCACCAUGGCGAUCAGAGAGGCUCUCCCCCCCCUCCCCCCUCCCCUCCCGCUGAAGAGAUGGACGCCAUCAACCAGUUCUGUGUGUUUGAGUUCAACGACCCCGACGAUUAUUUUGACGUCUCCAACCACGAGGUGGACCGACGGGACGCCCUGCAGUACGAGGAAGUGUCUCUGUAUAAAUCGAGCCAGCGGGAGAAACUGGGUCUGACUGUCUGCUACCGCACUGACGACGAAGACGAUCUCGGGAUUUAUGUUGGAGAGGUAAAUCCAAACAGCGUAGCAGCAAAGAACGGACGAAUCAGAGAGGGAGACCGAAUACUGCAGAUUAACGGCGUAGAUAUCCAGAACAGAGAGGAAGCCGUCACCAUCCUGACCAGAGAGGACAUCAACUUCUCCCUGCUGCUGGCCCGGCCAGACACAGAGAAUGAAAACCCUGUUGGUCCGGAGGAAGACAUGGAGCUGACUCUCUCCCUCCCUCCUGCCCCCCCCUCCGGAUACUACCGCCUCUGCAGUCGGGGGGGAGGAGGUCCGGCCUGUGACGUGGAGGAGGAAGAGGAAGAGGAGGAAAGAGAGCGAGGAGAGAAGGAGGUGCCACUGCCCCCCCUGCUCAUCCUGGCUCCACUGCUGCCCAACAGCCAGGAUCUGGACAGCGGUGUGGGCCGCACCGACGACAGCACCGAACACAAUACCAACACCACCAACACACCGGGCAGCGCAAGGAAGUUCAGACCCAGCCCCAGGCCCAGUCCUAGACCCAGCCCCGGCUUCGGUCCCGGCCUUGGAAGCCUCCACAGCCCAGGCUUCGGACCCGGUCUCGGACGAGGGGACACCACCCCUCCUUUCCUCCACCUGCGAGACCUCCAGCUCAGCUCCGACUCCCUCCCUAGCCUGGACCGGGCCGCUGGGGGAGGAACAGGUGGAGCAGCGUUCAGUCCCCACCACAAGCAUCAUCCCUACCAGCUGACGAUGAUGACAAUGAUAAUGCCAGGCCUGACGGAGGAGGAGUGCCAGCGCUACCAGGAGCUGCUGGAGAUCAGGUGCCAGUAUGAGAAACAGAACGAAAAACAGCAGAGAGAAAAUAAACGCGAAGACGUUGACGUUGAAGCAGAGUUGAACGACCUGGACGAGAAGGGAGGAGACUCUUCUUCGGCGGCGACUCUGAGCGAACACGAGGUGGCGCUGAUUGAGGAGGAGCUGCGCCACCUGGAGUUCAAGUGUCGCAACAUUCUGCGAGCGCAGAAGAUGCAGCAGCUCCGAGAGAGAUGUCUGAAGGCCUGGAUGAUGGAGGAAGAGGCGGCAGGAGCAGGUUUGGAUAAUGAGAACAAGGACGACGAGGAUAACGACCCUCUUCAUCACGAGUUGUCGGCCAUCAACGAGCUGCCGGAGCGAGAGAGAUCUGACGACAGAGACAGCACCAGCGCCUACAACACCGGGGGGGAGAGCUGCCGUAGCACGCCGCCAGUCAGCACCGAGCAGAUCCCACCUCUCCAGGAAGAGGAAGUGAUGUCUCCGCCUCCUCUGCUCCCUCUCGGCCGCCUCCCCCCUCUGAACUCCCCUCUCACGCCGCGGCGUCACCGCCGUGACCGAGACAGAGAAAGACGCCACUCCAACCUCAGCGGCCCCUUCUCCCCCAGCAACGACAGGAAGUACCAAACACAUGGGUCCUUCUCCCUGGGCAGCGACAGGAAUUACCAAACACACGGGUCCAACUCCACCCCCUCUACACCCUCCAAGUUCAGGUCUCUGAGCAGAGAGGCGGGGUCAUCUCCCAGAAAAGGCGUUGCUGAUCGGGGGCGGGGCUCCAGAACAGGUGGCGCCCCCGAAAGGCCCGCAGGAGGAAGUGCAGAGUCCAGUCCCUAUUUCAGCAGAAGACGCCAGAGCCACAACAAAGCGUUAGAGCACUACCAGAGCUGCAUGGCCCUGCCCUCCCAGGGCCUGGUGGACCCUUUGGAGAGGGGGGCGGGGACGGGCAGCAGUGGCCCCGCCAGCCCCAGGAGUGUGAACAGUGCCCCCUGUGGUCUGGAGGAGCGGCAUACCAGUGCCUCGCGGUUAGGACUGGCUCUGCCGCUUGGGCUGACUCACUCAACAACUGCCUCGCCUCAACGCAUGGAGUGGAAGGUAAAGAUCCGGAGUGACGGCAGUCGCUACGUGGCCAAACGGCCGGUGAGGGAUCGUCUCCUGAAGGCCCGGGCCAUGAAGAUCAGAGAGGAACGCAGCGGCAUGACUACGGAUGACGACGCUGCCAGUGAGAUGAAACAGGGUCGAUACUGGAGCAAAGAGGAGAGGAAGCAGCAGCUGCUGAGAGCCAGAGAAACCAGACGGAGAAGAGAGUUCAUGAUGCAGAGCCGCCUCCACUUCCUCACAGGACACAGGGACUCUUCAUCUUUGACAGGAGGCGCAGCAGAUGAGGGCAGCAACAACAUUCUGGCACUGAGCCAGAAGAAGAUCCUGAAGAAGAGGAACCGACGAAUCCUUGACAACUGGAUCACCAUCCAGGAGCUGCUGGCUCACGGCUCCCGCUCGCCGGACGGACAUAAGAUCUACAACCCUCUGCUGUCGGUCACCACGGUGUAACAGGGGUAACCGGGUAACCGGGGAGAGAGGAAGAGGAAACGGGGAAGCAACGACAAUACAACAACUCUCUGUUCUCCAUUGACUUGUAUUGCGUGAUGAUGUGUCUGGGGGGUGGGAGCAAGAAAGUAAAUACAGGAAGAAGCUCCAGUGUUGUGGACGUCUCCGUGGUCAAACCAGCUCAUUUCAUUUAAAUAAUCAGACAUUGUUUCGCACCCACAUUACUACGUCUGCUCUGCUCACCGAGACUUCACUCUGCUCGGCCGGUCUGUCUGUCUGUCUCCAACUUUAGAGAUGGCUGGUGUUACCACGGAGAUGUGAGUAACGGACGGUUGACUGCUGUCUGUUUCUGAGAGAGAAACACUGAAGCUGCUUCAGUUUGCUGCUCUGCUGCAUCAAAG
Sander lucioperca (pikeperch) is the source of this 3717-nucleotide messenger RNA. Its product is annotated as PDZ domain-containing protein 4-like. The transcript has 17 exons. The coding region runs from base 401 to 3319 and encodes 972 amino acids. Gene Ontology annotation, molecular function: protein binding. The record is from RefSeq and is a predicted model, not a curated record. NCBI's taxonomy places the organism in Eukaryota, Metazoa, Chordata, Actinopteri, Perciformes, Percidae.